AUGUCUCAAGCGGGAAAUGCCUCGCAGGUGCCCAUCGAUGUAAACAAGGGGGUCACAGGAGCCUUGUUCGGUCUUGCCAUAAUUGCAUUCAUCAUCCGAAGCUAUAUUUGUAUCCGCAUUCAUAAGAAAGUCCAUGUCGAAGACUUCAUCCUGCUCUUUGCGGUUAUGUCCCUCUGCGCCGCCACCGGUUUGGCAUACGCCACGCUGACAGCCCAGUACGCUUUGAUUCAGUUGGUCCUUCAUGGCUUCGAAGGUGAUAUAGUAUUCCGGCUGCUUGGAGAAAUACCGAGUAUAUCGAAAGAAGAGAACGCUGCAACAAACCUAUGGUGGCUCGUUAUUUUCUCUGUCAAAAUGGCCUUUCUGUUCUUCUUUCGCAGGCUAAUCUCUCGAUUACGGAGCUUAAACGUAUGGUGGUGGUUUGUUACCGCACUUACCAUAAUUGCUGGUUUAGUCAGCGUAGCCGCUUCUUGGCUGACUUGCCCGUACUUCACUAUUGGAGGCCUUCUUUCAUGUGCAGGACCCUCUGCAGAUCACAGAACCAUACGGGACACUGCUAUCACGACAGUGAUGGAUAUCAUGAGCGAUCUUCUUGUCCUAUCUCUGCCUGUCAGCAUACUAUGGAAAGUCCGUAUCAGCGUUCGACAAAAGAUCGGUCUAGCAUUCUCGCUCUGCCUUUCAUGCGUUAUGGUAGUAGUGACCAUAGUGAGAGUCGCAGGCAUGAGACAAAGAGGCAGCGGUAGCGUUGAUAUUGUCUGGCUGGCUUUCUGGCAGCAACAAGAGUGCAGCAUUGCAGUUCUCAUGUGCUCCGUUUCUGCCUUUCGCUCCCUCUUCGUUCCGAGUCCAGCAAGGACUCCUAUACCACGACAACAAAGGGACUCGCCGAGCGAGAAGAGGAGAAGGUUUGCGCAUCGACGUCCUGAUCCUGAUCUAUAUGAUACCCAUGAGACCAACGGGCUCCCACAGAUUCCGAGUGCAAAGCUCGCAGGUAUAGCCACUGAGAUACGAGGAGGUAGACAGUCUGAGGAGACAGCAAGUCUGGAUCAACGAUUCAACAGCCACCUUCCACCAUCGGACCAUGAUCACUGCACAGAGAUAGCCACAACCAACUCAUCUGCUCGAGAUGCCGAGCUUGGGCUUUCAAUAGAAUCUAUAUUACCACACUCGUGCCUUGAGACCAGCAACGCCAGGCAGAGCAAAUCCAGUGGCACACGAUGGUGGAAAGCAUUUCUACAGCCAGAAACAGCCCCGACUGCAUCUACAACUCGCACCGGGUAUUGGGAAGUCACAAGUCUCUUCCGUAGCGGACACCCUGAGUCCAUCGUCCGGUCAAAGGAUCGGACGGAGGGUCAGCUCUGA
Messenger RNA from Letharia columbiana, 1356 nucleotides. RefSeq lists its product as uncharacterized. The record is from RefSeq and is a predicted model, not a curated record. The coding region runs from base 1 to 1356 and encodes 451 amino acids. The transcript has 3 exons. Lineage: Eukaryota; Fungi; Ascomycota; Lecanoromycetes; Lecanorales; Parmeliaceae.